Mycena citricolor is the source of this 5175-nucleotide messenger RNA. The record is from the annotation of a GenBank genome assembly. Lineage: Eukaryota; Fungi; Basidiomycota; Agaricomycetes; Agaricales; Mycenaceae.
CUUUUGCGAUCGGCAACUGUUUCCUCUGCUCUUCAAGCGGCGUGGACGGGCCGGACAAUCGGGCUCUUUUGCGGGGUGGAGUUUUGAAGGCUUGCUUGACCGAUGAAUUACCGUGCUGAUGUUUUCGUUUAGGUGAUUGAGGGACCAUGAUCGAAGGAGUCACUCGAUGGGUCGAAUCUUUUGGAUGGUCGGCCUUUGGAGACAGGCGUUUUGGCGACGGCAACCAGGACAGACAUCGAGCGGGGUGAAAAAUAUAAGUUUGGUGACCGAAGGUCACAUUGCGUCACAGCCACAUUAAGUAUGAUUUAGCUUCCAACAACGCAUCACGGCGCCCUCGGACGAUUGUGCAGUCGGUCAUUGCAUAAUCGAGGCUCGAUGUGCGCCCACUAUCAGUGGUUUAUUUAAUUCGCUCUCGACACAGAUAUUCUACGUCUGAUGAUGCUGGAUUGUAGUUUGACUCGACUGGUUUGCCGGCGAACGAAUGAGCUCUAUCAUACUUUCCACCAUUUCUUCGGUCCAAGACUGGGUGUUGGAGGUCCUCUCGCCCCACAAUGUCAUAUAUAAAUCAUCUGCAAGAGCGGGCGUGGGCGCAUACACCCAUCUAUCGCCUGAGGACUGGCGAAGAUCCUCCGUAAGCAGACUACCAUCAUCGUCGUACGACUGGAACACUUUCUUGACCUUGCGUACAUUAUCUUCAGCGUGACUAGCAGACUGGCUGAAGACACAAGAUAUUCAAGCCCCUUGAAGCCACAGGAGACCACUGCAAGCUGCGUGGCGCGAUAAGACUCCUCCUCUUCCUCCAAAAGUGCUCGCCAUCGUUUCGGAUUGAGACCAGGAUAUGCGUCGAUCAAAUCGAGCAUUGCGCGCUGUUGCUGGCUGGUUUUAUAUUUGUCCUUGGCUGCAGCCUUCAGUCGUCGCGAGAAGUCCGAGAACGCCAGAUUCCAAUAACAGUAAACAUCAGGCAUACAGAACACGAUCCAUUUCAGUCGCGUCACUGUGCUCAGCGGUUUCACAGUGUGUUGCCCGACUUCGAUUGAAUGGUGGAACAAUUCCCCGUAUGUGAUCCAAGACAGCAAAGCCAACCUCUCCAAGUCGUUCCCAUUUGUUCCCUCUCCUGAGGGAUGGAGGGAGACCCGAGAAAGCACUUCGCGCUCGUACACCUUCAAUGCACGUACUUCCACCAUGGAAAGCGUCACAACAUCGACCAUGAGGCUGAGCAAGCCCUCCACACCAUUCUGGAUGGCGACCUCCAAACGAUAGCGCCGGUUUUCUGAGUCACCGUCGACCGCCCAAUUCGCGAGCUUUCGUGCCAUGGCAGCAGUAAGGAGGUUUGGAUGCGGUCUGAACAAAGACUCUCCGGAUCCAGCUGCGAGCCGUGGAAUAACGCGAUCGUCAGGAUGACUGCAUGAGAGAUACAGGGCUCGUGAGCAGCUCGAAAGUGAAAGAACGUCUUUGAUCGUGUCCAGGUGAAAUGGUAGAAGUAUGAGGAGUUCUGGAGGAAGCUGGUCUAAAGUCAUCCGGACUUCAGUGGGACAGUACGGGGUGAACUUGUGGAGUGAUCCGGAGAAAGCCGACAUGUCACUUCAAGGUUGCUUUCCACAAAGUUCAUACAACUUCCAAGUCUACCACGAUGUCUGACGUUGCUACAACUGUCGAAAUACCAGCUAACUCAGACUCGCUAUCGAAUGCGCCUGCUUCUUCGUCACCCGCGAAAAUCUCCAGUUCUGAGAAGACGGAACCACAGAACAAGCUGACAGAGCAGUUCACAGGCUAUGAAUGGAAGGCGUUGACAGAGUUCCGUACAUUGCUUCCAGAAUCUCUUGUCUCCGCAUAUGGCAGGGCUGACGCGAAGACUAAGCCGGUCAAGCUAUGGGGUGUGCAAAUUGACCCCGCAGACUUGCUCGAUGCUCGUGUGAGCGUCGUCCUGAUGAAAUUUCUUCGAGCAAGGAAUCUUGACGUACCGGCCGCCAAUGAGAUGUUCAUCUCGACCCUUCGAUGGCGACAGGAGUUCAACGUGGAGGCAGCCAUGACGGAGGAGUUUCCCUCCGAUGUGUUUGGCCAGUUGGGUCAUAUCUAUGGCCGCGACAAAGCUGGUCGCCCCGUGGUAUACAAUGUUUACGGAGGAAAUUCCGACAUUCAAGCUGUGUUUGGCGACGUGAACAGGUUUCUGCGAUGGCGGGUGGCUUUUAUGGAGAAGUGUCUCACCAUGAUUGACUUUGAAACCGUCGACCAAGCCCUGCAAGUCCACGACUAUGCCGGUGUAAGUAUGUCUAGCAGAACACCCGAGUCAAAGAGCGCCGCUUCGCAGGCAAGCGCCAUCUUCUCCUCCCAUUAUCCUGAACUUUUGUAUCGAAAGUUCUUUGUCAAUGUUCCGACGUUCAUGAACGUGCUGUUCUGGAUGUUCAAGCCUCUGCUACCUGCUGCAACAUUUGCAAAGAUGACCGUUGCUGGCACCAGCCCUCAGUCAAUCGGCAAACAGUUGCUUCCUCACGUCGCUGCUGAUCAGCUACCCAAGCGAUACGGCGGCGAAGCCGAUGCCGAAUGGUAGCCUGCGUAUUCGGCGCCACCUACUAUGGACGGCUGGCUUGCAUAUCUAGUUUGUGACUAGCCCUUGAGAAAUCGGGCGUCGUUCUUGAUCUAUUACAAUUUUUCGAUGGACAACUAUGGUGUAGCAGAACUUCCUUGCACAGCUCACAACAUAUGUCAAAGGAGCUUUGCUUCAACAAAUGUGAGACUGGGCAUUGCGACUGCUCAUAUGAACUACGUAGAGCGUUGCAGAUCAAGUGCAUGGACGACGCUAAUUGUCGCAAAAACAUUACCAAGAUUACAACAAAAUUUAUUCAUGCAGUUCACAAGAGCACCGAAGCGCGUUGCGCGUAGAACAGGCGCCGUCAGGGCGGUGAUGUUCCAGUACCUGUACUGUUUCACGUGAAAAGCACGUGACACGUCAACGCAAAAUUCGACUUUUCGCUCCUCAAGACCCCUUCACCCGCCUCUCAAGACUCAAUGGCGACGACGAAAGGAAAGACUCCGGCAAAGGACACUAAGGCGAAGGCCGCCAAAAAGGCCGCCCUCCAGGGUGCGAAUGGAACUGCGAAGCGCAAGCAACGUUUCUCUGUCUCCUUCCAUCGCCCCAAAACUCUUCGUCUGCCUCGGGAGCCGAAGUACCCCCGCCGUUCCAUCCCCCAUGCUCCUCGAAUGGAUCAGUUCCGAACGAUCGUUUCGCCCCUCAACACGGAGUCGGCAAUGAAGAAGAUUGAGGAGCACAACACCCUGGUCUUCAUCGUCGACCUGCGUUCAAACAAGCGUCAGAUCAAAGACGCAGUGAAGAAGUUGUACGACGUGAACGCGGCCAAGAUUAACACCCUUAUCCGCCCAGAUGGAAAGAAAAAGGCUUACGUCCGUCUGACCGCCGACCACGAUGCUUUGGACGUCGCCAACAAGAUCGGCUUCAUCUAAACAGAUCGUAGCCGUCUUAUGUUGUACCAUUGCAUGCUUGCACACAUUCUCUCCAUGCUAAUACUUAUGACGAAUUCCAUGCGGUCCUUUGAGUUCACCUCUGUAUUGCAUCCGAUCCGACCUGGGUUUCUUGACGGUGGUCAUGAUGUUGUACUGAGGGAUUCCUGACACGGUUCAUCUGGACUGAUUUUGUCGAGUACGAGUGGUGUGAACCAGUCCACGCACGUAUGUAUUAGAUAUAUAUCUACCAAGCAUCACAAGCUCGCGUCUGAAUAUCCGGUACUCUGCGAGACCGGAUGUAUGCAGGAGUCACUGGGCAAUGCUCCAGAUGAGGCCUUCGCCGACCCCCCACUGGUACCAGGCCGAAGAGCAUGUCAUGUGGAGUGGCGAUGCCGACUUUGACGGCCAUCACAGUGACGUGACUGCCACCUUCCUUCCUCUUACCAACGACGCCCUCCCUCUGCCAUUAGUCCAGCGACGGCUGGCCUCGACUACGGCUUGACCAACUCUACCGUCUCCUUCCUUACGUCUUUCUUUUCACGAUGGGAAUCCAAUUUGGAUCCUUCAACUCCAUCUGUGAAACCGCUGCCCUCGUCAUUUGCCCUCUCAUCGGCGGGGACCAGGGAAUAGAGCCCUCGUGUUACAGCAGAAAUGUGGAUAUCGGAGGAACUCUCAUCUUCCAACCUUCCACGGUUUUUGUGCAUAUCGUCGCAAUAAUAAUGACCAUCAUAAUGAUCCUGCAUAUUCGCAGCAAAUACACUGCAGUUGGUCGGAAGGAGAUUGUCACAUUCUUCUACAUGUAUGCUAUCAUCGAGCUCCUCGCCAUAUUUCUCGAUUCGGGAAUUAUACCCACAUCUAACGCAGUAUAUCCUUGGUUCGCAGCUAUUUACACGGGCCUGGUUGCCGGGGCCUAUGCUUGCAUCCUCAUCAACGGCUUCGUCGGUUUCCAAUUCGCCGAGGAUGGGACACCUCUCUCUCUAUGGGGUUUAAGAAUAUCCUGCUUGGUCGUCUUUGCAGUCGGUUUCUUCAUCUCCAUCGCCACUUUCAAGAAGUUUGCCGGAUUCAGCAACACCAAGCCGGUCGCUUUAUGGAUCAUCUACAUCCUGUGGCCUCUCCUUUGUGCCGUCAUUUACAUCGUAUCGCAGCUGGUCCUUGUCUUCCGGACGUUGGAUGACAGAUGGCCCAUCGGUGAUAUCGUCUUUGGUGCGGUGUUCUUUGGCGCGGCCCAGGCACUCCUUUUCGGCUUCAGUGUGACCAUCUGCAAUGCCAUCAAGCACUACAUCGACGGCCUGUUCUUUUUCACUCUGUGUAUGCUCUUGAGCGUGAUGAUGAUAUACAAAUACUGGGACUCUAUCACCAGGGAAGACUUGGAGUUCUCUGUCGGAUCGAAGGCAGCAGUAUGGGAAGUCAAAGAUCCGCUGUUGACGGGUCCAGCUGAGUACGGAGUUCCUGGUACGACCCAUUACAACUACUCCGAAGAGGAUACGGCGAGCAACUUCCAUGGUGGAGCGCCCGCUAGUCUGGUUGGCGGCGUCAGCGGCGGUCAGCUGUAUGGUGGCGGAUUCAAUCCGUACGGGCAACAGCAGGGCCAGGCCCGUGGCCGGGGAUACCCUCCGAAUCCGGAGCGGGGAUAUUGAGAUGAGUGGCAAUGGACGCUAAGUACAUAUCUGCGCAGAUAAGCUUGUCUUCUUCGUACACUAAUGCGAUCACUAUGCG